ACCCAGCCUCCCCUCUGCUCGAUGUCUCCUGACCCACACACAUCAUGGGCUGCUAACAAACAUAAGGACAACUUAGGAUUUGAUUUGCUCUUUGGACUAGCCUAGCCUUCCCUCUAGGCCCCAUUCGGAAGCGUAGACAUUCCUUUUCGGCCACUUUAAGCGACAGGUGGCAGAUUUUUCGCUUCUUUGUAGGGGGCCGUGAAACAAACGUGGGUUUUGUCGGAACUAACAGGAAAAAUACAGAGAAACAGCGUGGUGCUUUUCGGCUGGAAAGUAUUCCGGAGCAGGGAAUUGACUCUUGAGCUUGUGUUUUCUGCUUAUUAGCGCAUGAGAGAUGGAAGUCCGGUCCUCCACCACCACGACAACCAUAGUUGAGAGCAAGAACGAUGUGAGCUCUCAGUCCGGACGCACGUCCAAGCGCACCAUGACCGAUGACCUCUACAGUACGUUCAGCUCUCCCAUGUCCUGGAUCCUGGUGCUGGCUCUCGUCCUGACCUGGUCGGCCGUGGCCGUCAUCAUGUUUGACCUGUUGGAUGCCAACGGCCUUGAAGCCCAUACAUUAUACUGUGACGACCCCUGUUUACCACCUGGGCCACAGCCACAUCGUGUCAGGAAAACAUUAAAGGAUGCAGGCGGCCUUAGAGGGGGUAUCAGCCAUGAUCACAUGAAGCCGGUGAGCGACGCCAUGGAGGACUCUACUGAUUGGAUAACCUCAAUCUUGACUUUUGUGACUAAUUUAGUAGCACCAGAACCUGAGGAGCAUGAAGCAUUACUUCAUACAGAGGAGUUUUGAGAAUGGAGAACAAGGGAUUUCUGCCUGGAACUGUCAACCAUUACACAGUGUGCCACGUGUGUGUGAUUCUACAAAAUUACAAUAAAAAAGAAACAAACAAUGUACAA
Triplophysa dalaica is the source of this 900-nucleotide messenger RNA. RefSeq names its product triadin-like. NCBI's taxonomy places the organism in Eukaryota, Metazoa, Chordata, Actinopteri, Cypriniformes, Nemacheilidae. Gene Ontology annotation, cellular component: membrane; sarcoplasmic reticulum. Gene Ontology annotation, molecular function: signaling receptor binding. Bases 335 to 793 code for a protein of 152 amino acids. The record is from RefSeq and is a predicted model, not a curated record. The transcript is spliced from 6 exons.